This is a messenger RNA of Gymnodraco acuticeps, 1197 nucleotides long. It is a transcript of the gene irx4b, whose product is annotated as iroquois homeobox 4b. The transcript is spliced from 6 exons. NCBI's taxonomy places the organism in Eukaryota, Metazoa, Chordata, Actinopteri, Perciformes, Bathydraconidae. Gene Ontology annotation, molecular function: DNA-binding transcription factor activity, RNA polymerase II-specific; RNA polymerase II cis-regulatory region sequence-specific DNA binding. The record is from RefSeq and is a predicted model, not a curated record. Gene Ontology annotation, biological process: cell development; neuron differentiation; regulation of transcription by RNA polymerase II. Gene Ontology annotation, cellular component: nucleus. Bases 1 to 1197 code for a protein of 398 amino acids.
AUGGCUUACUCUCAGCUGGGAUACUCCUACUCCACCACACCUCAGUUUCUGAUGACCCCCGGCUCUCUGGCCGGUUGUCUGGAGUCGGGAACUCCUCCGCCUCACACGGUGCUGCGCUCCCCGGCCCACCAGCUCACCUCUGGCCCCGGCAUUGGAGUCUACAGCGGAACGUAUCCAAAGAGCCAAGGUUACUAUAACACCUGCUCCAGCGACGCCACCGCCCUCUACUCCAGAGCACCACUAGAUCCCAAAGAUGGAGCUGCAUCUGUGGGGACAUCUCAUACUCCUGGCUACUAUCCCUAUGAAUAUGCACUUGGACAAUAUCCAUAUGACAGAUAUGGGUAUUCCAGCUCUGACGGUGCUUCCCGUCGUAAAAACGCCACCCGAGAGACCACCAGCACCCUGAAGGCCUGGCUGCAGGAGCACCAGAAGAACCCCUACCCCACAAAGGGAGAGAAGAUAAUGCUCGCCAUCAUCACCCGGAUGACCCUCACACAGGUGUCAACGUGGUUUGCUAAUGCACGCAGGAGGCUGAAGAAGGAGAACAAGGUUACGUGGUCACCGCGGCCUUGUAAAAGCUCUGAUGACCGAGGCUGUGAUGAAGACAGCGAUGAAGCGGAGAAGCCACUUAAAAGUGACAAAGACCUUCCUGAUCAACAGUGUGCAGACCUGCAGAGCGACCUUGAGGACUUCGACCUCCUGGAGUCAGAUGGUUCUGAUUGUGAACCGAAGCCACAGUUUCUACGUGAGGACAGUGACGCAAACCCAAACACAGAACUCUCACACGGGCAUCUCGCACACAACCCAGACAACACACGGCACGGAAAAGACAGAUUGUCCCCAGACUGUCCCCAGACUGUCCAACAGCAAAACAAUACCUUCUAUGCUAAUCCAGACCCUCGAAGUACAGAGAGCAAGCCCAAAAUCUGGUCCAUCGCUCACACUGCUGCGUCAUUGGACGGCAGCUUGCAGCCAGAAUACCCCCCCUGCAUGCUGUCGUCGACCGGGUCCUUGUCUCCUGGGUAUCCAUCAAACAUGGCGCUCACCAAGGCAGAGAGGGAACAGGAGUCGCCAGUCGCCUCGCUCAGAGAAUGGGUGGACGGAGUUUUCCACGGUCCUCCUUUCCAGCAGCCCAAACCAGCUGAUGUGUGGAAAGGCUUAAAUGAUGCCAUGAUAGACAGCCGGACAGUCCUUUGA